This is a messenger RNA of Neurospora crassa OR74A, 2328 nucleotides long. RefSeq lists its product as hypothetical. Bases 1 to 2328 code for a protein of 775 amino acids. NCBI's taxonomy places the organism in Eukaryota, Fungi, Ascomycota, Sordariomycetes, Sordariales, Sordariaceae. The record is from RefSeq and is a predicted model, not a curated record. The transcript has 3 exons.
AUGUGGGGCCUAGUCCUACCUAUCAGCUUCUCGAUGUCAACAGAACUAGUGCCUUAUCUCUACCAGGAAACACUAUCUCCAGUCACCAUCGCCAACAGUGGACUACAAAAUACACUUCUCAGGACUCAGAGCAGACGACUCCAUCGGUAUACCCCCAAGUGGAAGCAUAACAACCCGUAUCAGCCCCAUAACAGCGAGGUCAUGUCUACUAUAAACGACGGAUCAGCGUCCCAGGACAGGCAGCCCGGUAAGCUUGAAGCGAAUCAUGGUCGUCUUCAAGCAGAACCGACUACAAGCCAGGCUUACUCCUCCCUAAUUGCAGAGAACCAACGACUGGAAGCUAAGAUUCAGGAGUUAUUGAGUGAACUCUCUAAGAGGACACAGUACAUCGAUAGGCAGAAAGAUUCGUUGGCAAAGAGCGCGACUAAAGCUUAUGAAUACAAAAGGCUAGCCACUUGUCAAAAAAAGGAAGUCGCAGGAGCAAAGGAGCGCCAUCUCAAACAGCAAGGAUGUGCAACAAUCAGAGUUGAGGGGUUUAAGCCGAUAAAUCGUCGAGACCAGUCAGAGGACCACAUGCACGCUCCUCAAAAGCAGCAAGCUGAAGCUCACAGAACUAAUGAGCUGGAGCGGGAGUGCAACAAUCUGAAGAUACAGCUAAUAGAGGUUGAGAAAAAUUGGGCUACUGAGCGACAAGCCGCAACGGAGAGGGUUGCAAAGCUGGAGGCCGAGUACGAUUUCUUGAGAGAAGAAAACAAGCAAACAGAGAACAGUCACCAUGAUGCAUUGAACAAAUGUAAGAGGUGGAAAGAUUGCUAUCAUGAGCAGCUUGAAAAGAUGAAGGUACUGCAAGAAAAGCACGAACAGUCGGAGAACCAACUGAACAUCGCUAAACACGAACUAAAGACAAAAGCUGAGGAAGCCCGCAUUGCCGACUCGGACAGAGAAGCUGCUAGCAACAAACUCAAAGACCUCGAAAGGGAAUGCAAACAGCUAAAGGAACAGCUAACUGUCGUCCAAAACGAACGCAAUUAUGAGCAACAGGCCGCAACCAACAAAGUCAGCGAGAUGUCAAAGGAGUGUGGUCGGUUGAAGAAACAGAUCAUUGCGAUACAGAGCGAGUCGGCCGCAAAAGUCGAAGAAGCCCUUAAUGCCCAGAGAGAUUCCUCAACUCGGACGGUUGCCAGAAUCGAGGAAGAACGUGGAAAGCUGAAAGAACAGGUGGCCACUGCUCAAGAACAGUUAGCCACCCAGGCCAAGAAAGCUCUAGAGGCCGAAGUCAAAGAGAAAAAUGCCACCAAGAGAGUUACGGAACUUGAAGAAAGGUGCAAAGCGUUGGAGAAGCAGUUAUCAACUUGUGAAACCCGGCUAGAUGAGGAAGCAGCGGCUUUUACCGUCACCUUGAAGCAAGUGACAAAACGAAAGACAGAGCUCGAGGAAGAGUGUAGCCGCCUGAGGGAAACGAUGACUGCUGACAAGAAGAAUGCAUCCGACAAAAUUUUUGAGCUCAAGAAGGAAUGCCAGAUCGACAAGGAAAAGGCCGCUAAGUUUGAACAGAAAUUUCUCGAAUACCAGAACCAAGCUGCCACCAUUGAAUGCCAACUAGAGGCAGCUAUUACCUCAGGGGAACGAAGCCGGGACCAGCUAGCAACAACUGAGAGACAGCUGGCUAUCAAGACCGAGGAAGUCAAUGAGGUCAACGUCAAACUACAGAAUGCCGGUGCAAGAAUCAACGAACUUGAAGAAGCGCAAAAACCUAUCGAAAAAGAGAUCUCCACUCUCAAAGGACUGUUGAGCUUAGCAACAAGCGCCAAAAAAUAUCGUACUGCCGAACUGGAGCAAGCAUCCAUGCGAGUGAGGGAACUGCAACAACAAAAUAACCAUCUCCGCAGGGAACAGAUUCAAACUGCUGCCGCAAAAGCACAAGCGAUCGACCAAUGUGCGAAGCUCAAGGCGGAAUGCGACCGUUACCAAGUGCAGGUCAACAAUCUCGAAGAAAAACAUCGCCGCUACAGCAAGGAGGUCACCAGACUUGAACAGGAAUGCCUCGGUCACCAGAAGCGUAUUACCACCAUUGAAGGUCAACUGGAAAUAGCUGUGGAAUUAGAUAACCGAAGCCGCGCGUCCGUAAAACUGGUGGACGAGUUAUCACAAAAGAUUGCUGCGCUCAAGGAGGAAUGCCGUCAAUACGCUCUUACGGAAACCAACGAGAAUGACCUGGCGGUAAUACCUACAAGACUCGACGCAACGGGGGAAUUGGCAGCUCUUCGAGACGCUGUCAACAAUGGCUUGAGCAGAAAGGCGCAGGCAGGUUACUACUGGAGGCCUUGA